AUGGCUUGUCGAAGAGAAUCUCUGCUGCACCCGGCACCACACCCGCUGCUGCUAUUGUGCCUGGCAACAGCGGUGUUGUUACUGACGGCGGGUUUUCUCGGUGCUGACGCCGCCUCGACCACCAUUGGAAGCGGCGAGAAGUUGUGCCUGAAGGAGGUGGUGCCACCGCAGAGCCGGGUAACGUUUCAGUUCCAGGUCAUCAGCGGCGGCAACCGCGACAUCCGCGCUUCCGUUGCGGACCAGGACGGGAAAUUCCUGAAAGAGUGGACGGAGACAACGGAAGGGAUAUAUGAGGCGCUCGCACAGGGCGGCACGAAGGCCAUCGUCGCCUGCCUUGACAACACCUACGCACAUUACACCCCGAAGUUGGUCGUCUUUCACUUUCGAUACCACGUCGACUACACCUCUGUGGCGAAGGAGGAGGAACUGGACCCGGUGGAGAAGAAGGUAGAGCACAUCUCCACCACGAUGCGUCAGGCCGAGGCGCUUCAGAUGCACCUACGGGCUCAGCAGAAGGAGCACAGGACUACGGUAGAGGAGUCGAAUCAGCGCCUGCUCGUGUGGAGUGUGUUGCAGGUCCUUGCGCUGGUCGUUAUGAGCGUCUUCCAACUGUACUUUUUGAAGCGAUUCCUAGAGCGCAAGUCGUUUCUGUGA
Molecule: messenger RNA, 654 nt
Organism: Trypanosoma rangeli
Lineage: Eukaryota; Euglenozoa; Kinetoplastea; Trypanosomatida; Trypanosomatidae
Product: endosomal P24B protein
Exons: 1
Coding region: 1-654 (217 amino acids)
Biological process (GO): Golgi organization; intracellular protein transport; endoplasmic reticulum to Golgi vesicle-mediated transport
Cellular component (GO): endoplasmic reticulum-Golgi intermediate compartment; COPII-coated ER to Golgi transport vesicle; endoplasmic reticulum
Source: RefSeq, a predicted model, not a curated record